Schistosoma haematobium is the source of this 16596-nucleotide messenger RNA. Its product is annotated as PWWP domain containing 2B. The coding region runs from base 363 to 4433 and encodes 1356 amino acids. Lineage: Eukaryota; Metazoa; Platyhelminthes; Trematoda; Strigeidida; Schistosomatidae. The record is from RefSeq and is a predicted model, not a curated record. The transcript is spliced from 4 exons.
CGCGCGUGUCGUUGUAUUGCAUAAUUUGAAAGCCGUUUAAAAUGUAUCAAAAGCAACUUUAAAGAAACAUAUGCAUAAGAUUCAACUUAGCACAAUAAUCCUCAAAAUGACUGAAAGUUUUUUGCUUCGUUUCUUGAAGACCGAGUGUCACACACACCACUUGAAGUUCCCUUAUUAAUGCUUCGUUGGACACCAAACACGACCUUUUUAAUGUUAUUUCGGAUUUAUUUCGCCCUAAAUAACUUAACUUCUAACUGGUAUUAUUUCUAAAUACUAAUGCAUCUGAUCAAACAUCAGGUUAUACUUUAGUAGUGUUUGUUUGUACCAGUCAUCAGUGAGCGAGAUUUGGUCUUUCUCCGAAGAUGGCGUCGUCCUCCUCAGCUGAGGGCAUGUCCAUCACUAAGGGAGGAAGUAUAUUAGUAAAAGUUGAAGAUCUCACUGGAGAAUUGAUUUCUGUCAAGCUUAUAGAUGGGGAUAAAAUCUUCCGUGGAAUUUUACUGCAAGAAACUAUUGGGAAAUUCAAUGAAUAUGGGACAAAUUUAGAAAGAAUAACUAGUGCACCAUUUUGGCCUCCUUUAAGUGGAACAGCAUCAGGGAUAAACCUCAAAACUAUUCCUUGUUCAACUGAACGUUAUUCCUACAAAUUGGAAGGCCAACCCUCAAAUCUAAAUGUCUUCCAGCCUGAUCCAACAAAACGAAGCCAUCGAAACCAACCAGCUCCACAAUUGUCACGAAUAUUACGACCUCGGCGAUUUGUUUGUCGAAAAUGUAAAAAAGCAUUCCAUUUAGAAGAACAUGGUACGGAACUUUCCUCUUCCUUCCUCACUGAUCAGAUAGAUCGUCGCACUUCGGAUUCAUCUGCCCUAAAUUCAGACAACGAAAUAAAUCAUUAUCUUCCUAAAAACAACUUUUCUGACCAAAUUACACUAGCGACACUCAAUGGAAAUUCUCAGUCUAUUCGCCACGUCACUCCACCAAUCAUCCCCAAACUAAAUGAAGAAAUGAAGAUAAAUGUGGAUGAUUCGUCAAAAUCAGAAAUUGAUUCUAGUUCUGAUAUACGCUCAAAAUCUAAAAAGCAUUUUAUUUCUGAACAGUCGACUAAGACUCCAGAAUCGUUAGAACCGAAAUUAGUCAUGUCGAAGAAACGGAAAGUCGAUGUUAUUCCCGAUAAGCAAAAGCUGAAGAAGAUUAGACUAAGUUCUCAGAAACUCACUGAACCGAUUAAUGUUAGUAAUACAGUCCUGGUCGCAACACCACCUGUCGUUAAUCCGGAUUCAUCUGACCCUGCAGUACCUUCAUCGGAGGAAACCAAAGAUUUUCCUACUUCUCCAAUCCUAGUCGGUAAGACAGAUUCUGUUGAUUCUCUUUCGUCUCAGGAACAAACUCGUAAGAAUCGAAUCAAAGCUCAAUACGUAUCUGUCACCUCUCCAUUUCGUUAUCCGUUUGGGAAAAAAACUAGAAUCUCUUCCAAACAAGAAAUUGGAAAUAUCAACUCGACUAGUGAUAGCAGAAUAAAAGUUGAAUCAAACGCUACUCGCAAAGGUUCUGAAAAAUCAGAAAUAAUUUCAUUAACAUCUUCAAAAACGAAUCUUGGCGUACGAAAAAACUCUCGAUACCGUACUCGUACUCAGCUGAACCCACUUUCUGUCACUUUGGAUUCACUGGGUCCUUCUUGUUCUGUGAAAGAUUUAGAAAGUCGUUCAGAAGUGGAUGAAAUUCUACCUAGUGAUUCUCUUGAUGGUGAUUUUCCACAAAAAGAAAAUAUCCCAAAUAGUAUAAGCCCACGCCUGUCAAGCCCAUCUAAGGAGAAGCAUUCUGCUUCCGUACAGUUAACUUGUAAAACGUCUACGUAUGGACACAAUUCUGCCUCAAACAAUUUUGGGAUUUCUAUGAGUGAGAGUAAUUUCUCUCCACAAAGUCGACGUAAAGCUUUUGAUUACGAAAAACCAAAAAACAGAUGGAUGCGUGAGGCACGAGCUAGAAGGUGUCAAGAUGAACGAAACAGUAAUCCUAGUUCCACUGCAGCAAGUCAUAUUUCAACUUCAUCCAAUAAUACAGAUACGGAAAACUCUGCAUCAUGUAAUGCACAAUCUCCUAGUUUAAACCGACUGCGAAUUCGGUCAGGUGAUGGAUCUAGUGUUAGUCCUAGCGAAAGUACUUUAAAAAGUAAUAGCAAUGUAUCUUCUAAGGUUAAGUUGCAUAAUGGGUCGUUAAACAGUCGUAACAUUGAAUCAGGGGACGCUUCACAGUCCGAGAAAUAUUUGGACAUAACUGACCAAAAGUCUACAUCUCAUGUGUCUCCAUGCUUGACCCCGACAAGUGAUAGUUCUGGUCUUGCCCUUCCUGUAAUAAAGAUUAAAAUUAAUCGGAAUAGACAACCUUCUGGGUGUUCAAAAACUGUACCGACGCAAUAUGAAGUUGUCAAGUUACAGACUGGUUCACAUCUAGAAUUAGCUACUUCGGCUUCUAAAGUUGUGAGUGAAGAAAAUAGUUCAAUAGCGAAUGCGAAUCCAUCUGCUUUGAAGUUAGACAUUCUUUGCAAUGGUUUACGUUCACCGUCACCGUCACCAUCCGCCAGUUCUUCAAAGAAGGGAUCUACAUGCGAGAGUUUAAUAAUAUCAGGUCCUUUAGUAAAACGCUGUAAGUUACAUGACGGCAUUGUUUUUCGUGUCGGUGACCUAGUUUGGAGCAAACUUUCAGGAUGGCCUUACUGGCCUGCACAGAUUACUAGCAUACAACGUGUAGUUGCCAAUGAAGUUGAUUUACCGAAUUCUGAACAAGUACGCCCCGUCGUGGAUUUCCAAGAACAAUCAUCUCCACUUUUAACAUCAGAGCAGGUUUGUUAUACUGCCUGUCUUCAUUGGUUUGCUUGGAAUCAGGUGUCAUACAUGCCAUGUGAUAAAUUAUUUCAUUUCCUAGAACAUUGUAAACGAUUUGAUAACAAAAAGAAACGUGGAGUUUUUCGUCAGGCAGUUAAUGAAGCAAAACAAGCGGCAGAAAAAAGGCAAGAAACUCACUCUACUGAUAGUGAAAGUGAAUGGGAUCACGAAGUUUUUAGCAGCACAAUACAUCAACAAUCUUUAUCUCAGCCAUCUGAAAUAUCUGUUCUCGAUGAUGCCAAACAGUUGGAGGUUUCACAAACUGCAUCAUCACUAUCCAUUCCCGACAUAAACCUUGGUGUAGAAGUGAACGCGACCACAAAGCGAAGUAAACAUCUAAAUAACAAAGUAAGAAAAAACAAAACCAAAGUCUCUUGUGAGAAACAAGAACCUUCGAUGUUAUGUCCAUCAGUUUUUGAUUCUUCGAAUGUAUCCUUAGGUCAAAGUACCUAUAAUAACAUAGACGGGGAAGUCACUGCGUCUAUAGAAUCAAAAUUACAUGUGAUAUCUAAACGUAGAUCAAAGCAGCAGACUAAAAAUAAGGUUUAUGCUAAUACUUCUGAAGAUAAAAAGUUGUUGGUAGAAGAGUACAAUUCUUCUUUAACAAAUAAUAAAUCUAAUGUUCGUUUAAAAAUCAUUCUUUCGAAACCGAAAUUGAGAAGUAAGCUCAAGUGUGCUGAGGUUUUGAGCAAUAAUGCACAAAAUUCUUUUGAAAAUGAAGUUAACAAUUCUUCUUCAUUACCGAAUCUAGAUGUCCCAAUUACUAAUAACAAAAUACAUCAAAUUGUUGAAAAUUCAUCAAAAGAAGACACAGAAAGUCCAUUUACUUCAGGGAUUAUUCCUGAAUCAAAUAUAUCAACUACCGAUCCACAAGACUUUGAUAAAACAUUUAGUGCCACACAUUCAGAACUCCUAACUCAAUUCCCACAUGUAUUUCCGGAUCUCAAAGUUUCAGGUAUUCUAUCCGACACAGUCGAUAUACCUACAUUUUCUGAGGAUGAAUCUGAAGAAGAAGAUGCUGGUCGUUUGAUUAUUGAUCCUGAUGUAAUGGCUUCAGUCAACGUUCCCUUAUCAACUGGUAAUCAUCAUUACAUCACCGAGACUUUAAAACAGGAUCCGGAUAUUCUUCGAGAAGAUUUAUACAGUCUUUCCUCCGAUAAUAUGUCCUAUAACCAUGAACUAUCAUCUCAAGCAUUUGAUAGUAUUCAUCCAUACUCUCGAACGUCUUCAACUACUCUUACACAACCGUCGAUGUCGAAUUUUGGUAAUCCAGUUUACUCAUCAUCCGAUUCAUUUACUCAUUCUUUCAAUUCCUCAACAUAUUCAAUGGAAUGUCUAAUAUCUCAACCAGUUUCAGUUUAUCCAACACAUAAUCAGUCAUUGACCCAAACUGUUGUGCCAAGAUUAACAACUCCACCUAUUUUGGCGUCAUCUACUGUAUCGAACCUAUCAGUACCCAGUAGAAGUGCUUAUUUUCAAUCUAACCAUCUUAAUGUUCCAUCAACUACAACGCAUAACGUGUCCUAUGUUACUACUGAGUACUCAACAUUAUAACUAUACAUCUCAUCAACUGACAUCACCCAAUAAUUAAAAUGGAAUCUACGAUUCACUUCUAGCUGUUACUUGAAAUGAUUCAGUACAAAUCAUUGUAAAAUAUGGUUGUAAUUUUCAUCAUAGAUUUAUGUGCUUAACUAGUAUUUCCAUAUAUUAUUUCAUUUCUACUGUAUAUCUCCCUUCCAAAAUCUCUUCAGUAUGAGUUAAUUAUUUUUUCUUUUAACAUUUGGAUUUAAUUAAUCCCUCCCUGUGAUGAUGAUCUUGGCGUUUAACAUUAGUCAGCACCGAUUUUUUUCUCUUACUAUUAUUUCUUUGGGACAAUAAAUGAAAACCAUUAUUAGACUUUCGUCCAGACAACAUUUAACAAAAGCAUCUGUGAAAUGAUGAUAUAAUACCUCUUGUUUAUUCUUUUGUAUAUUUUAUAUAUAUAUUUAUCUCAACGCCUCUCCUCCGCUCUUUCUUCCUUGCUUGUGAUUUGUGAUGUUUCUGAACACCAUGUGUACAUAUAUACAUAUUUAUUCAAUAGUUAACAUUGCUUUAAAUUAUCUCCUGUUACCGUUAUUUUCUAAAAUCAUUGUAAAUUAUUAACUUCCUUGCUUAAGGUUCUGGGUGCGUGUGCAUAACCCCUUAGGAUUCGUGAGUUUACUUAAAAUACUGUCUUCCUUUUUGUUUUUCUGUUUUUGACUUUGUCUAAUCUCAAAUAAUUUCCGCGGUUUACACGUUGAAUUUUGAUGGUUGACACUGCUGUUGUUGUACGUAUAUUUGUCUUAUCUUUUCUGUCGUGCGUCAUGUCGCUACUAGAGAACAGGUGUAUGGUGAUUUGUCGAAUUUCUACACAUUUAUUUACUAUUUUAUUAAUACUACGGUAAACUAUGUAAGAGAUGUGGUACAAUGUGCAUCGAUUCAAUUUCAUACACAUUGAAAAUAGCCUUUAGAGACUAAGAACUAAUUAAUGGAAACAAUAAUUGGAAUAAAAUAAUAGUGAGAUAAUUACUGUCAAUCAGUAGUCGCAAAAUUGAAUUAAUCGUAUGUUCAAAAUGAGAUGAUUAUUUUUGUUAAAAGAUUAAAAUUUGAUGAUGGGGAUCUUUAAACGAUUAUUUUUAUUAGCUUCGUGAUUCAACGUCAGUUUUAGUUUUACUAGUCUAACUGUUGGCUUCAAAAAUGUACAUGUGUAAUAGUGUACACUUGCGGUUGAAAUUAAGAUAACUGGUGUAAACUGUCAAGUUGGAUUCAUUUCAAUAAACAGCCACUUAAGUCCUACUAACAGUGGCAUUUCUAGUGGCCCGUGGAUCUGACUCCUAUCGUAUGGAUGUUUGCUAUCGCCGAUUCUCGUUUAUCAUCGACUUUAAUCACGUUAGUCAAUAACGGAAUCAAAUAAGUCAAAUAACGAGAAUGGGAUUUUGAAUACAUAUACUUUGUAUAUAAGGUGAAUGGAAUAGCAGGAAGAGAAGCGAUGCGGGGUGGAGAUCGCUGGUGAGCCAACUCAUUUUUAGUCAGGCGUCAGCCAAUAUUUAUAGGCAGACAAAAAUAAGCUACAGACAUGGGAUAAGAAGUGUACACACAUAUAUGCUCACAUAAAAACAAUGAAGACUGGUAAGCGAAUAACUAACAUGGUCAACAUAUGACUCAAGUAGAAUGAAUAGAUUGGUCUGUCCGAAAACUAGAAUAAGGUAAAUGGGCUUAAAAUAAUAACUGACACUACAUAUUUACAUAUUCGAUCAUGCUAAGACUUGAUCUGGGUGAGUAAUGUACCUUACUCGCUAGUCUCAUGUUGAUAAAUGUCUUAGAUAUCCAUUGUUUUGCAGGUGUUUUUUGUAUAAUGAAAGAUUUACUCUGGCAACUACUUUUGUGGUGGAAUUAUAAGUUGCUCGGUAGUACACUUAACUUGCAAUUAUCGGAUUACAGGGUCCGAUCCCGCCUAAUUUAAUUCAGCUAGCCAACAGGGAUUGUUAGUCAAGACAAGGUAUAUCAUAGCUUAAAGUCCAGUGUGCGGGCCCGUAACUUAUUUUUCAACAGAAAUUUCAUAUUUUCCUUUAGAUAACUAAAAAUUUCAGUUAAUAAGUGAUGAAUAGUAUGUCGAAUUAAUAGGUCCAUAAGUAUAUUCGACUAAAAAACAUUAAGAAAUUUGUCUUAUUCCGCAUCACUUCAUCCUAAGUUUCUUAUCGUAAUUGUGUUUUUCAUUGGCUAAAUAAUUUUUUAAUGUAUCUUACUGUUAGCAUACAAUAUUUUGAUGUCUAAUGCAUAAUGUAAGCGCUGAUGUUCUACAGGUCUCCGCCUCAUACAGUAGGACUAUCUUGACAUUUGUUUUGAAAAUUCUGACCUUGGUGUUGGUUGACAAUUGUUUUGAGUUCCAGAUGUUCUUCUCUUGCUUUACCGAUUCGCGCCUUCACAUCUGCAUCAGAUCCACCGUCAAUGUAAGGGUUUUUACAUCUUCCAAAGCUUCUUCGUCAAGUGUGAUUCGAUUGUUGCAUGCUGUGUUGUGUCGGAGAAUCUUGCUUUUUCCUUUGUGUAUGUUGCGACCUGCUGAGGCUGCUGCUACACUGGUCGUCUUUUCCUGCAUUUGUUGUUGCAUGUGCGAUAGAAGAACCAGAUCAUCUGUGAAGUCUAUAUCGUCCAGCUGCAUCCAAGCUGUCUACUAUAUCCCAUGCUUCCCCUCAGAUGUUGACAUCUUCAUGAUCCAGUUGGUCACCAGGAGAAAGAAAAAGGGUGAGAGUAAGCAACCUUGCUUAACACCGGCCUUUACCUCGAACGAGUCUGUCAGUUGUCCUCCAUGCACGAUUUUACAGUUUAAUCCAUUAUAGGAAUUCCGUAUGAUAUUGACUAUCUUCUCAGGCACGCCGUAGUAUCGAAGAAGCUUCCAUAGUGUUGUCCUGUCCAUGCUAUAAAAUGCUUUCCCGUAGUCAAUGAAGUUUAUGUAGAGUGAUGAAUUCCACUCAAUUGAUUGUUCCACAAUGAUCCACAGUGUUGCGAGUUGGUCUUUACACGACCGAUCCUUACGGAAUGCGGCCUGUUGGUCUCGAAGUCGGGCGUCUACAGAGUCCUUCAUUCUGUUUAACAAUACCCUGUUGAGGACUUCCUGGUAUUGAGAGGAGUGGUGCCCCUGUAGUUAUCACAGUUGCUGAGAUCGCCUUUCAUUGGCAUUUUGAUCAGGGGUCCUUUUUUCCGGUUUGUUGGUACCUGUUCUUCAUCCCAAGUCUUGCUGAAGAGAAUGUGAAGUAUCCUUGCAUUUACUGUUACAUUUGCAUUCAGUGCCUCUGCUGGAAUGUUGUAUGGUCCUGCUACUUUGCCGCUCUUGAUUUGUCUGAUGGCCAUGCUGAUCUCUUCAAUUGUUGGUGGUCCAACAUAGAUUGGGAGGUUUGUGUGUGCCUCUUCGAUGUUGGUGAUUACUUUGCCUUCCUUACUUUUCACUGAUUUACGAUAAUUUCCAGCGAGUCUCUCUGUUGUGUCAUACAAUUGUCUCAUGUGUCCUUCUCUUGCAGCCUUUUCCACCGUCAUUGCUAAAUCCUCCACAUAUUUACGCUUGUCAGUUCUGAUGCUCCUCUUCACUCGUUUGUUUACUUUUGUGUAUUCAGCUUGUGCCUUAGCUUUUUCUGCUCUUGUUCGUCUGGUAUUGAUUGCUGCUUUCUUAUUUCUCCGUUCUUGAAUGUUUUACAGUGUAUCAACAGUGUUCCAUUUCUUGUGGCCCAGAACCUUAUGACAUGUUGAAGUUAUUGGUUCUUUUAUCCCUUUCCAGUUGCUCUCCAUAGUAAUUCCUUCUCGAUUGAGUGAAUCACGAAAGGCCUGGAAUCCAUUGCUGAGGACUAUCUUGAAUUCGUUGAGUUUGUUAGUAUCCCGAAGAAAAGCCGUAUUAAACUUUUGUGAUGUUGUUUGCCCCGUUGUCCAGUGCUUCUUGAGUUUCAAUUUCAUUUUGGCGACCUGCAAGUGAUGACCUGGUGCUAUGUCUGCUCCUCUCUUGGUUCUCACCUCCUCUAUUGUCCUCCUGAACAUUUUAUUGAUGCAGAUAUGGUCGAUUUGGUUCUGCGUAGUGUGACACGGUGAACUCCAUGUGGUUUUGUGUAUGCGUUUGUGCGGGAAUAUAGUGCCGCCUAUGAUAAGUUUGUUGAAGGCACAUAGAUUUGCAAAUCUCUCACCAUUUGCGUUCCUUUCUCUCAGUCAAUGUCGUCUCAUGAUGUCUUCAUAUCCGGUGUUGUCCAUUCCAUCCUUGGCAUUUAGGUCUCCCAUUAGAAUGGUCAGAUCUCUAAUAUAUAUAUAAAAUUCGCUUUCGCAAUGAAUUAUGAACGGUGGCGAGUCAUCGUGUUGUUGAACGGAUUCAUAAUGUAGUUUUUUAAGGGUAAAUUUUAGUGUGGCCACUUAAUUCUUAUUUUACUUAGUUGACGUUCCUAUGCGAGCUUAUAAAUAUGACAUAUGAUUACAACAGAAUUCAGCUAUAUCAGUAGUUACAUUCAACUUGAAGGUGUGUAGUCAUUUCCUGUUCAAGUGUUCUUCAGUUUUAUUUAUUUAUUUAUCGCUGAAUGAUAUUGGGUGAUGUUAUCUAUAUUGUCUUCUUGGUGAUAUGUAUGUUAUCAGUUAACAACUUUCCAGUAAGACUAGUUGGCUCACCAUUCUUUACGAAAACAUAUGCAUUAUUGUUUAUUCAUGAUGAUAAUUUCUACUCUUGGGUUUUUCUCGAAAGUAUUUUCCGUUUCAUAUCGAAGUGAGCAAAAACCUCUGAGUUUAAGAUGUUUUGUAAAUAUCUUUGAAUUAGCAACCAUAAAUUUUCGAUGAAAAAUUAUUGCCUUACAAACACGUGUAUCCUUCAGUAACAAAUGGUUACGAAAUUAGUUAUAUUAUGAUUUGAUUAAUGGAGAUCUGGAUUUAUCUUCCAUGUCAUAUAAAAUAGUCUCAAACAUGAGUUUGUUUUAUGUUUUUAAAACUGUUCUCUAGUCGAUAAAAAUGUAAUUGAAUCUAUCUUCAUGUUGAUCUAUUGCUACAAAUAUGUGAAUUCCAUCGAUAACUUCCACAACGAUUCUCAUCGCUUCAGCAACUUCAGAAGACCUUUCUUGUUAAGACUUAUUGGACGAGUUCAACAGAGAUCGAGUUUACAUAUAAGUUUACUCGGUUAUUGUUAAUUACAGAGUUCUGUGGUUGAGUAAUUUUCACUAAAUACAAAAUUAUGGUGAAAUAAUCAGUACAACAGAAAUUCAUAGUUAUUAAAAUGACUAAGUACAACUGACAUACACUGGUAGUUAAUAAGAAAUUAAAAAGGUCCGUUAAAAUCUGAAUAAUAAUCGCCUUAAGUCGUUAUGCAAAAUCGGGAUUUGCUGAAUACAACUGGUUUACAGAGUGUUCUUUGGCGAGACUAAUUUAUGGACGAGCUAAUCAGAUCUCAGGUAAUAGAUAUUGCGUUUUGGCUCGAAAUCCAUUUAUCCAUAUGGCCAAGUAGCAUUUUGGCAUCAGUUCGUGAUGAAAACUUUAUUGCUAACUCGAACGUACAACUUUGAAUCUAAAUCCUAGUUCUACACAAAUUUUUAAUCCUUGUUAGUAAACAUCUUCAAGGUCCUUCAACCUUCGCUCUAAGCCUAUCUGUAGAUUGUAGUCUCGUUCUAUUCUUCUAUUCUGUUGGCUAUGACCCCUUUUCGUCUAUCCAAUGAGAAACUACUACAUUCCUCCGAGUAAACGAAGCAGCACAACUUUAAAGUUUUGUCGGAAUAAACUAACUAUGGUUGAUACAGGCAGGAAUCAAUCACUUGCACAUGCAUUUAAAAUAUCUUUGAAAAUACAGAGAACAUAACAAGGGUGUUUGAUCAUGAUUUUAAUGUUUCCCGUUGAAAGUGAUGGUUGGAUUCUCAGUUUGUUCUGGAAACCCAGUAUCGCUACGCUGUCCAACUGCGUUCUGGUUCCGGUGAGUUAUCGAGCUGGUGGUUUUUGAGUUGUAUUUUAUUGGUGUGUUAAUUUAAUAAGUACUGAGGCUCAGCUAAUUUUGAUAUAAAACGAUACAAUCGAAAAACUUCAUUUCAAGCACUCAUAAUUUAUUUAAAAUUUUUCGAGGUAUAUUCCAUAUCCACUUUGUUGAUCAGAUACAUCUCGUGAUGGUAUUGGUUGUCUCGCCAACUGCCAUGGAAUAAAUAUCUCAAUUUUGCAAACCACAAGUAAUGGUCCGAAUUUGUGCUAUUUUUCCUAUAGCAUUAUCCUACAUGAAUCCUGGCUACUUUGUAUGUAAUUUUCCACUCACAAUCAGUGAGCAAAAUGGAAUCUAGCAUGUUAAUUCGAGUUCCUAUAACACAUUAGCAUAGCGAGAUGAGAUUGUCAAGAUAAAUAUCGGAGUAGUGGAAUGAUAACUGUAACAAUGGCUGUAGGAAACAUGAUUCAAGAAGGACUGUUUUGUGAAAUAGCUAAUAUUGAGACCAUUUUAAUCUCAUGAUCUAACGGUAGACGAGGAGUGUGUCCACAUCACUGCACCUUAUCACCUAGAAUAAAUCAUAUACAAUAGGAAUACUAGAUUUUCAAAUUAUUUUCUCCAUCCUGAAAGUGUUUCUAAUGACAUUAAUUAAUGAAUUACCAAAUUCUUGUCGUAAUCAUGUAAGUAAAAUGUGAUAAUCAAAUGUAUAGUAUUGUAAUCAAUUAUCACGUAAAGGACAAUAUACAGUGAAUUUUAAUCUGAAAUGCAUGCUUGGAACAUUGAUUUAAUCUAAAAUCUUAAGAAGUGUUUUUACGUUUGAUGUAACUAAACUAUAGGAAUUCUAACAAUACAUAUUAUCAAGUUUUUCUAGUUUACAAAAGCAAUGCCAUUCGUACAAUAUACGAUUUGUGUACAACUGGAAUGAAUAAGUAACUCCAACAAUAUCUUCAUUUUAAGCAGAGAUGGAUGGUGGUUAGCAGCGGAAUCAGGGACUAGUGUUCGUCCUGUUUGUGACUCGUCAGUUGAAUAUACAUACAUCCUAGAGUUGUUCACCCCGCGACUUGUGACUUACUAGCACUAUCGAUGCAAUCUGCACAGGAUGCCAAAAGAGACCGAUCACUUGUAAUCCUAAACAUCAAUGAAAAGAUCCAGACAACCAAUAUAUAUGAAUUAACGUUGAUUUUUAAAAUGUAGUUGCUGCACAAUAUUUGUGGAGACUGUUGAAUUUCAUAGUUUACAUCACGAACUGACUUCCGUUAGCUCUUGUUAAACAGAAAGAACUGAAGAGUUGUCUCGCCCUGACAUGGGAUCUCUCAGCCAUAAGCUCUAGAAAACCAAUCGGUGAUCGAAUCCAGGACCUUUUAGUCUCGUACACAAACUCCUAACCCAUAGACCACCGAGGCAGCAUCGAAUUACUUAUAUUUCUAGCUCCAAUUAAUUUACAAUAUUGCUUAAUUCUUAUUCAAUGUCAUCGGCAGUGUCUCACUCUCAGCGGAGUUGAAGUCCACUCGUCACGACUCAAUAGAACUACAAAUUAGUGACGAGUGUAGAUUCGUAGACGUUGAAUUUUAUACUUAGUACUGCACAAUAUACUCAAUGUCCGUUGCCUGAUUACCUUCAGCAACAACCUAUUGUGCGAAAAAGGAACCAGCUUCCAAAUGAGGAGGAAAUGACGGAGUUUAACAGAACAAACAUUGCGGAAAUCAUCAAACUGCAUCACGAGGCAAGCGCUCAAUUGGGAUCCUGAAGGGAAACGGAAAAGAUGGAGGCUGAAGAACACACUGCGUCGAGAAUUUAAUGCAGACAUGAAAAUGGUGAAUGGUAACUGGGAAAGAUUGUCCAGGGUAUGGUUGGGUAGAGAAUGCUGGUGGACGGCCUAUGCUCCUACACGAGGGUUAAAAGGCGUAAAUAAGUAACUACAAAACAUCUCUCUGAGAUGAAAAUUAUGAUGACUCAAACCUGAUGUAUGUGAUAUAUGAAGUCUAGUGAUAGUACACAGCUGGAUAAUUCAAACCAAAUUCUAAAAUAUUGAGGAAGAAUAUAUUUGUAAAAUCUCAGACAUUGAACUUUAAGUAAAUUCGGAUGAUCAAGCGAAUGCAGCGAAAGUUAAAAUCUCAGCUGUAUUAUUAAAUCAAAAACUUAAUGCUCCUUAAGUACCGAAAGAAGAAAUAGAUACCAUAAAACAACUGACAGAAAAAUUGUCAUUAUAACAAGGACAAAGGUAUCAAUACUGUUGUCUAUCAGCAAAGAUCCGAGUAAUCAUCUCCAGUAGGCAGUAGAACGUCAACAAUCAUCGACUGAAUCAUCCUGUAAACUAAAGUUUAUUCAGAUUCGACCUUGUUGUCGAUACCUCACAACAUGCAGCAGUAGAAAUAGGUAAUGAACUUUACAGUUUGAGGUCAUGGGGAUUUUUGAACUGAUCAAUGUUAGACUUCCAUUAGUAACCAGGAAGCACUGGACGGCCGUUUCGUCUUAUUACGGGGCUCCUCAGAAUUACGCAUCCCCGACUCUGCAACUUGGGUUCCCACCCAGCACCUUUGGUCCCACGCGCGAUCGUCUAACUCCUAGACCACUUAGCCGGCAUUCAACAGUGUCAAUGUCUGACUUUAACCAAUCCACAAUGUCGCGCGGUCAUCUUCCAUUAUCUUCAGUAGAUAACUUUUAGAUGGUGGUUGGAGGUAGUCAACAGGAAACCCUGGACCCGGGUUUCGUGCUACUUGGCACUCGUCAGCAAGGUGUACCUGUAAUCUUGAGGGAACUGGUACUCCCUGGAGGAUAGGUCUUGAUUUUUGCUCUUUAUUUACUAAUGUUCCUAUUAGGAAGGUUUUAGAUAUUGUGUAUAUCUCUUAGGUUCUGACACAGAACUUAAAUAACGAUGUCCAUUUGGUUUCCCAGGCGUUACUGGAUCUAUGUCUGUCUUCAACAUUUUCCGGUUUUUGAGAUUUGUGCACACGUGCAAGUGUGGCUCUGGGAUCAACGGUUUCUCCAACUGUCGCCAACUUUGAUGAAUAAUUAUCCUAAGGAUUUUAUUUAAAAAUAUUGGGAAAAAAGAUAGGGUAAAUGUAAACCAAAGGAAUGGGUUAACACGGUAGUGGUCCCAUAUCGUAAAGGAAUUUCAGUAGAGAUCAGCAGGAUCCUAAAUCUUCGAAAUAUAAAAGUAGUCUUUCGAACAAAGAGCACUCUGAGAUCUAAACUAGUAAGAAUCAAAGAUCCAAUACAAGAAUCCUACAAAAAGGUUUUAGUUCUUACAAAGAAAGAUUAACAACGGAGGCCCUAUACAUAUGGACAUAUACAAAUAGUAUUAAUAGAAGAGAUGGAAUACGAAUAGCUGUCCCAAGGCAACUAAUAAUAAAUACUUAAAACUAACAGUUGCAAGGGAUGCGUAAUACGGCCUACCCACUCGUGAUCUGGUGUGGAUGGGUGACCGAGCGCCUUCAGCUGUGUGCAGUAAAACUUAUGAGUUCAGCAUGAAAUGUCGUAGAAUUACAAAACCAUAUAUUUUGAUGAUGUAUUUACCGCUACACAUUUAUCUUUAGCUUAUUUAUCUUCAUUUUAUGCUUGACUCAUAUCAUAUAUAAAAAUCAUAUGUUGUCUUCGGAAAAUUCACCGAUCCAAUGCGGUAAAUAGUCAAUAAGAUUUGUUCUCAUGUCUCAGAUCUACAUAGGAAUACACACAAUCUGUUAUCCUAACCAGCUUCUCGUUACACACCACAUGUCUCAUAUGCACUACAGCAAAUACUUUGAGCAUUGAUAACAUGAUUUGGUAACCCACUUAAUAAACAGUUAACCGAAGAACUAUAUAAUAAUUUGUAUUCAACAAUUUUGGUUGUAUUUCCUUGGAAAUGCUUGGACCGGAUUGCUGAGCGAAACGUUGAAUUUAAUAAAAAUUUAGUCGCUGAGAUUUUAUAGAUAUAUUGUUCCUCCUUAAUGUCCUACGUUAACUCGGCACCCAAAUAUUGUGAAACCAUUCGUUCAAAUUUAGACUGAGGUUUUUAUAUCUUAACGACUGCUUACAAACAUUUAUAUAUUCCUCUAAAAUAGUUUAAAAUGUUUUUCGUCUCCUAAAAAUUCUAACAAUUGUUCUUUUAUUUGCAAAAAUAAGUUUUAUUAUUAAAGAGACAUUAGUUCUAACGUGGACAAAAACACGGACUUCGAUCGGUUUUUCGAACAUAGGUGACUGAUGGUCGACAAGUUCAAAGACUUCAUCCAAUAGUCCAUCUUUAGAAAUGAUGUGAUUAGCAAUCAUGUAGGAAAGAAGCAUUGGUUCCUAUUUGAUUACAGAUCCUUUUCAUUGAAGGGUUUCAACUGACACGAAACUUUUGUGUAGAGCAUUCAGUAACCUGAUCAUAACCAUAUCGGAACAUAUUGGACACGGUGUGAAACCAUUUGGACUAGUGAAUUAGUGCCAAUUAGUCGUCCAAAUUCGUCAAACACGAUGGACUAGAUAGAGGAAGUUUUAUAAACUAUCCAGUCAUCAACUAGUCUACUGGAGUAGUAUAUGACAUUGAUUAAGAGUGAGAUUUAUGAUUUAUACUAUGUUCCGUGCAAUAAUUCUAAAAUUGAAUGUUUAUGAGAUAAAUUGAAUUUCAAAGUAAUAACGACAACUCUAAACGUCAUAAUUUAUUUACACCAACCCAAUGAAUUUUAACGCUCAACGUUUGUUAUUAUGGCCUUCAGUUUUCAUUUUGUUGGGUAAAAAAUGUAAUUGAUUCAGCUGGUGUGAUUAUUCAUUAUUGCAUUUUAUGAGUCAUAAAGCGGGUAAUCAAACCAAUGAGAUACAAUCAAAAUAAAGAAGUAAACAAUGACAGGCUAAAGGUCAACAAUAACCGAUCGAGGUCUACAGGACAAGCUGAGUCAUGUGAAUAAAUUCGAACACUUUACUUCUACUUGAGGUUUGUGCUGAUGUCGUUUAUAAGAGCGAUGAAGGCGCCACGACCAAAUCAUCCAGCUCAGAGAACAAAAUCACCCACCUGAGCUACAAAUCACCAUCUCGAAAUCGCAGUUAAUAAAUUGUGACCAACUAUACUUUUGUAUCCAUAAAACCAUUUAGAGUCAUAAAGGUUUUAUUAUCACAAUGAAGUUUUCACUCGGGUUACUUGCGAUGUUCAAUGCACAAUAGACGUAAAAUAUAAAGCUCAUUUACAAUUGGUCAGCUAUAUGCAAUGUGCUUGUUCGAUGUGUGUAUAUCUCAAUUGGUUAGAUUCGCACGAAAAUAAACCAGUCAUGUCUCAUAGUAAUUUUUUUGGUUGAGAUCAUGAGUCAAUUGAUGUUAGACCACCGUUGGAAACCUGGAAGCACUUGACGGCCGUUUCGUCCUAGUAUGGGACUCCUCAGCAGUGCGCAUCCACGAUCCCGCACCCCGCGGGAUUCGAACCCAGGACCUACUGGCUUCGCGCCUGAGCACUUAACCAUUAGUAAUGCUUUUCAAGGUCAAUUGAGGCAACGACACAAUUGAUAUUAAGUUAAAGAACUAUUAAUAUUUGAGUUGUUCCCCUGAUUGUGUCAGAUUUGGCAAAUUACUCUCUUUAGUUUGUAAAGAAUUGUGUAUGAGUCAUCUGAAAUUUUAUUGUAUUUACAUCCUUACAUGUUGUUCUUCUCAAUAUCGCUGCCCUUAUGUGUUCUGUAUCAUUUCCAUCAAAAUAUUGACUUAGGUUCUAUAUUUAUACUACCAAGAGUCAAAAAUUAUGUUGAAAUAGAUUUCUGAUUCUACCCUGACUUAGUGGCAACCUAUCUGAUGCUUCCUUAUAAAGAUGAUCACCUUUAAAUUGGACAAGUUACUUAACUUGAUUCUUUUAUAGAAUUUUGUUUUUCUAGUCUAAUUUGAAGGAUAGUAUCCGCAAACAUUCUGUAUAUAUAUUGAUUGUAUCCUAACAUUAUACUGACCUAUAAAUACUUGAGACAUGCUGACUAAUUGACACUGGACAGUUUGCAUUCAUUUUUUAUACGAUGGAGACUAGUCUAGUCUCAGGUUUAUUUCCCAACAAUUAAAAAUCUGGUGAUUCUAGAUGCCAGUGUCAAUACCAAUUCAAUUACAAAUCGUUCUAAAUCUGGUGUUAAUCCAAUGCUAUUAUUAUUCCAGUCUAGUUGUGUCCAUUUAAUCCCAUUAUAAAUUAAUUUUUUGAUUGAGAUCCAACACCAAUCGGUUUAUGAUCUCAAUCAAAAACUUAACAAUCUCCACAACCUCUAUACUGAUAUAAACUAAUUUUUUAUAAUUACUGUUUGUGCUAGUGAAUUCAGUUACUGAAAUAUAUAUUCAAGAACAUCUGUAUUCUUGCUACUGUUUGAU